Zootoca vivipara (common lizard) is the source of this 3434-nucleotide messenger RNA. The record is from RefSeq and is a predicted model, not a curated record. Lineage: Eukaryota; Metazoa; Chordata; Lepidosauria; Squamata; Lacertidae.
GUCACGGGGCAAGAUGGCGGCGCCCUUGCGCGUCGCGGAGUAGCUGGUGCGCGUCGCGCGUUCCUUCCCGCCGCCGCGCCGACCUGAAGGGUCUUUGGCGGGUCUUUCUGUCCGGCCUCGGGAUGUUGCCGCUCAGGCGCGGCUGGCGCCGCCUCGCCGCUCCCCCGGACCCCCGGACGUGGCUGCGGUGCGCGAGGGGCGAGGUGACCUCGGCGGCCGCCGCCGGCGCUGACCCCUCCAGCGCUUCCAAGUACGACGUCGUCGUGAUCGGCGGUGGCCACGCCGGCACUGAAGCGGCGGCGGCGGCGGCGAGGGUGGGAGCCCGUACCCUGCUCGUCACGCACAAGGUGGACACCAUAGGGCAAAUGUCAUGCAACCCUUCCUUUGGUGGAAUCGGAAAAGGACAUCUGGUCAGGGAAGUGGACGCACUGGAUGGGCUCUGCGCACGAAUCUGUGAUCGGUCGGGAGUGCAUUACAAAGUGCUAAAUAAAUGCAAGGGACCGGCCGUCUGGGGUCUCCGAGCCCAGAUUGACAGAGAGCUCUAUAAAGAGCACAUGCAGAAAGAAAUUCUCCAAACCCCACUUCUUACAGUUUGUGAAGCUUCUGUGGAAGAUCUUCUACUGACAGACCCAGAAUCGGAUCAUCCGGGCAAAUGUUGUGUCAAUGGAGUCGUGUUGGAAGACGGACGGAGAGUGCAUGCUGGGAGUGUUGUUUUGACGACGGGAACAUUUCUGAGGGGCAUGAUCCUAAUUGGAUUGGAAAUGCAUCCUGCCGGGCGGAUGGGAGACAAGCCCUCCGUCGGCCUUGCUCAGACUCUGGAGAAACUUGGAUUUACCAUAGGAAGGUUAAAGACUGGAACUCCACCCCGACUGGUGAAAGACUCUAUUGACUUCAGUGUCCUCGAGAGGCACCACGCUGACAGCUCCCCUGUGCCGUUCAGCUUCCUUAGUGAAUCUGUGUGGAUUAAGCCAGAAGAUCAGCUGUCAUGUUACCUGACGCACACAAACCCCAAAGUGGAGAAAAUCAUCCUUGAGAACCUUCACCUGAACAACCACGUCAGAGAGACAACAAGAGGACCCCGGUACUGUCCCUCACUAGAGUCAAAAGUUCUGCGUUUUCCAAAUCGCGCACAUCAGGUCUGGCUUGAGCCUGAGGGUCUGGAUUCCAACGUCAUCUACCCGCAGGGAAUAUCUCUGACGUUGCCAUCUGAGAUCCAGGAGGAGCUCAUCACCCAUAUUAAGGGCCUGGAAAAAGCAAAAAUGGUACAGCCAGGCUAUGGAGUGCAAUAUGAUUUUCUAGACCCACGUCAGCUGACCGCCUCGCUUGAGUCUCGCCUCAUCCAGAGGCUCUUCUUUGCAGGGCAGAUAAAUGGCACAACAGGCUACGAAGAGGCUGCAGCUCAGGGUGUGGUUGCUGGAAUCAAUGCCGGUCUGCGGGUCACCGGGAAACCUCCAUUUAUUGUCAGCCGCACGGAGGGGUACAUUGGCGUUCUCAUUGACGAUCUCACUACUCUGGGCACCAGCGAGCCGUACCGCAUGUUCACCAGCCGAGUGGAGUUUCGGAUGUCUCUGCGGCCAGAUAACGCUGACAGCAGACUCACCUUCCGAGGCUAUAAUGAAGCUGGCUGUGUGUCUCAAAAGCGGUAUGAGCAAGCAUCUUGGAUGAAAGCAGGGUUAGAAGAAGGACUUGAAAUGCUGAAAUCUAUUCAGUUCAGCAAUGCGAAAUGGGCCCAGCUCAUACCAGAGAUUACAAUCAGUGACAGUCGUAGCUCUCCUUGCAGUGCCCUGGACAUCCUUCAGUACCAGGGGGCCAAUAUGGAGAUUUUGUCACGAGCUGUCCCAGGGCCUCUGAAAAAGUUUGCUGAAUGGAGACAACUGGCAGAAAGGCUAAAAAUAGAAGCUGUUUAUGAAUGGCAUGUGUCUGUUCAGAGGUUGGAAAUAGAGGAAGUGCGUCAGGAUGAGGCUCUUCAGCUGCCAGAAGAUCUGAAUUAUUUUGCCAUUACUGCAUCACUAUCUCAGGAAGUGCGAGAGAAACUGGACUCCCAUCGUCCCCAGACGGUAAGGUGCUGGUAGAGGGAGUUUGCUGAAUGCAGGGAUCCUGUGGCUUUCCAGAUGUUGCCAGACUCCCAACUCCUACCAGUGCUAGCCAUUGUGGCCAUGAAUUGUAGUCAAGCAACCCAGCAUUAAUGUGUAGGGGCUAGCUAUUAAAAUGUACCUUGAAAGCAUUAGUCAUUUCCAAAGGCACUGUUGUAAAAAUUGAGUAAGCAGGAGGUUCGCUAGCUCUGCCUUUAGACUGAAUCUUCAACUUUGUCAGCUACAUGGAAAGUGCUAAGAGAAUUCCAGUCCUAAGUUGAGAAAUAAAAUGUGUGGAAAAAGCAGGGGAAGCAUUUCACAAAAGUGUUCCUGGCCUUAUUAAAAAUUAGGAAAGUAAAAUCAUCAAGGGAGAUUUAGAAAAAAACACUGAACUUGGUGGCUUUUUAUUUUUUAAGCCCAUUUCUGUGCCAAUAUAUAAUUAUGUAUAAUUUAUAAUCUAUGAAUAAUAUUAUGUAUCAUUAGCAUAGACACGCUGAAAAUAUGGUAAAGUUUGCCUGCCUUUUUGAUUUCACCUGUUUUGUUCUCUUAUCAGAAUGCUUCAGACUAGCUUGUGUCUUUUUCCAGUUUGAACAUGCAAGGCAGUCCCCCCACCCCAGGCUUUAAAGUCAUAAAAUGUAUUCCUUUGUGCACACCAACAAAAAAGGCUACCAUUGUAUGCAUAGGAGGCAGUGUGGCAUAAUGGGUAAGAGACAUUCUGGAGUCAAAUGUGGCCAAACUUCCACAAACCUUUCUGCACCAACACCACUCCUCCAUCUGCAAUAUGGGGAUAGUAAUACUGACAGGCUUUGUAAUCAUUUAAGUCAUUUUAGCAGUAAAAAAAUGCAUAAUGGUGUGGUUUUAGACACGUGCACAAAUGCUGAACCAUAGCUGUGAACACUGUAUGUUGAGUUAUAAUGCUGAAGACAAUGGAAUAUAAUCUAUCAAGAGCUUCCAUGAAAAAACAAACUCAGCAGUGCUCAUUUUUAAUGGUGGCUAGAAAGUUAAAAUUCCCACAUCCAGAACAGGAAGGGUAUAAGAGAGGGAGGAGUUAUGUUGCACAAAUGGAAAUAAUUGCAUUGGCAGUAGGACUUUGUUGGGAGUUUGCUCAUCCACUUGACUGUUCAGUCUUCAGUGAUGACCUGUUGGUCCCAAGUGGUAAGAUAUGCAGGGAAGAUUUUACUGUGUGUUUGUUUAAUCUCUUCAAUGUAACAUACCACAUGAAGGGGAGGCGGAAAGACUCUGGCGUUACAAUUCUUACAGUAGGCAAUCUCACCUUCCUGUUGCUGUUUCUAGAUUGGCGCUGUCAGCCGCAUCCCUGGAGUUACACCUGCUGCUGUUCUAAAUCUACUGAGGUUUGUGAAG